Messenger RNA from Trifolium pratense (red clover), 519 nucleotides. RefSeq lists its product as uncharacterized. The transcript has 2 exons. NCBI's taxonomy places the organism in Eukaryota, Viridiplantae, Streptophyta, Magnoliopsida, Fabales, Fabaceae. The record is from RefSeq and is a predicted model, not a curated record. Gene Ontology annotation, molecular function: RNA-DNA hybrid ribonuclease activity; nucleic acid binding. Bases 1 to 504 code for a protein of 167 amino acids.
AUGCCAAUAACUGAAACUCGUUGGCAAAAGCCGCAUACAGGGCGGUACAAGUGUAACAUAGAUGCUUCGUUCUCUGUUCGGCAGAAUAAAGUUGGAAUAGGAAUGUGUAUACGAGAUGAUCAAGGACAAUUUGUUCUAGCCAAAACUGAAUGGAUGUCACCCAUCACAAAUACUGAUAUUGGUGAAGCUCUUGGUUUGCUUAGCGCUCUGAAAUGGGUUCAUGAUUUGCAGCUAGAAAAUGUGGACUUUGAACUAGACUCCAAGAAUGUUGUUACAAGCUUUCAUAGUAAGCACAAUAAUGUGUCUGAGCUUGGUGAUGUUAUUAGAGAUUGUGUUCGUUUGCACAAAACUUAUUUUAGAAACUCUAGUGUUGAGUUUAUUAGGAGACAAGCCAAUGAGGUUGCUCAUGCUCUAGCAAGGGUGGCCACUUCUAUAGCUAGUUUCCACCUUUUCAUUGAUAUACCCACUUGUAUUGUUAACAUUCUAAAUAAUGAAAUGCUAUAAACUUUUUACUGUAAA